Messenger RNA from Caenorhabditis bovis, 1083 nucleotides. The record is from the annotation of a GenBank genome assembly. NCBI's taxonomy places the organism in Eukaryota, Metazoa, Nematoda, Chromadorea, Rhabditida, Rhabditidae.
AUGAAAUUUUUAGCGAAAGUUGGAAAUGAAACUGGAAUUUUGCAUAUGAUUGCGAAUGGUUUAAAGCGAUUCUUUCAAUGGAUUCUCGGAUGUACUUAUGCUAAAAAGAAUAUGAUGGGAGAAAAAAUUCGUCAUCUUUUCCAUUUCGUUGAUGCUCCUCAUAUUAUAAUAGCCGAACUAACCGAAAAUGAGCCAUGGUACUCAAAAUUGGGAACAAUCCUCGGAAUUGUGAUUUGUGUAACAAUUAUGUAUUAUAUCAUUGAAACAGUUAUUGUAAAAAUUCGCAAAUUUGUGAAAGGAGCUCUUUCAGAGCCGCAGAGCACUGUGACUACACCGAGAUGCCUUUCACCAACUAAAUCACAUGAUCAGAUGUUCCAAGAGCAAUCGGCCAUCUCGACUGCACAAAAAGAACAUAAAGCAUUGCUCAAAAAUUUGAAGGACGAUUCGACACCGGUAGCCGCCGCUCCGAUAGAUACACAAAAAACGAAAAGCCGACCGAGCAGGGAUGAUGUGACUGUGAUGGAAAGCGAUCGGGAUCCUGCUGGAGCAGAGGUUGAAAUUAUGGAAAAUUACGGGAUAAACUUGCAAAACAUUAUGGGAUGGCUGAACAAUUUGAAUACCGACGAAUUAGUCGACGAAUCCACAAUUAGUUCAAUUUUAUCAGACGGAGAGUUUUCGGAAAGCACGAAAUUAAAAUUAAUGAAGAACAUACAAAACGGCACGAUUUCUUUGAGUGAUUGCAGCUCCGAGAAUUUGUCUGAAAUGUCUGCGGUUACGGAGUCUUCAAAAGAUUGCAUCGAUUGGACGGACGGAUAUGUUGAAAAAUUGGAGACAACAAAAACAGUUGAUGAUCAAGCAGAUGUCAUCAUUGAAGAAAGCUCGCUUUUUGCUGAUAUGGACAACGAAUGUUCGGGAAAUAUUCGACUCGAUGAAUUCGAUUCAACGGUUCUUUUCCGGUGGACGGAUGAUUUCGUGGAUAGUGUUGAAUCGGUUGUUCUCACUGGAUCAUUUUUCGGAUGGAAUAUGACGAUUCCUAUGAAACGCGAAUCUACCAACGGGUAUCGAAAUACCUCAUUCAUUUGA